Balearica regulorum gibbericeps (East African grey crowned-crane) is the source of this 2201-nucleotide messenger RNA. NCBI's taxonomy places the organism in Eukaryota, Metazoa, Chordata, Aves, Gruiformes, Gruidae. The record is from RefSeq and is a predicted model, not a curated record.
AAAUAUUCUUAUCUGCCUACUGACUGUUAUCUGGAUUUUUAAAAACUGCAGCAAGCACAGCUGACCACCAUCUCAUCAUGUCUACUGAAGCUGAUACUACUUCUAUCAAUAGCCAGCCUGAGCAACAGGCUCCACCAAAAGCACAACCUUCAAAGAAAGAAAAAAAGAAGGGGCCAGAAAAGACAGAUGAAUCUCUCUUGGCCAGAUUCAAAGGUGAUGGUGUAAGAUACAAAGCUAAACUCAUAGGUAUUGAUGAUGUCCCAGAGGCAAGAGGAGACAAAAUGAGUCAGGAUUCCAUGAUGAAGCUGAAGGGAAUGGCAGUGGCAGCCCGUUCACAGGGUCAGCACAAACAGAAGAUCUGGGUGAACAUCUCCCUCACUGGUAUCAAGAUAAUAGAUGAGAAAUCUGGGGUCAUAGAGCAUGAGCAUCCAGUAAACAAAAUCUCCUUUAUUGCUCGGGAUGUAACAGACAACCGUGCCUUUGGCUAUAUAUGUGGAGGAGAAGGCCAGCACCAAUUUUUUGCCAUAAAAACUGCACAACAGGCUGAGCCUCUAGUUGUUGAUCUUAAGGACCUCUUCCAACUAAUAUAUAAUAUGAAGAAGAAGGAAGAAGAAGACAAGAAAAAGAAUGAUAGCGAAGCAUUACCUGCUCAUCAGGCUGACAAAAUGAAACUGGGAGUUGACCAGAUGGACUUGUUUGGGGAUAUGUCAACACCUCCUGAUAUGAGCAGUCCCACAGAAGCUAAAGAGAUUCUGUUAGUGGAUCUAAAUUCUGAAAUUGAGACCAAACAGACUUUUACAAAAGAGGAUCUCUUCUUGAAUGGCAUGAAAAACUCUCUUCCACAACCAAAGCCACAGCCACCCUUCUUACCUGAGAGUUCUUUCUCUACCAAUCUCAGCUUCUUUCCCACACCUAAUCCAGACCCUUUCAGUGAUGAUCCUUUUGCACAGCCAAACAAAUCUGCACCACCUUCAUUUGAUUCUCUAAAAUCUGCUCAUCAGAAGAAGGAAAGCCUGAGCACCUUCACACCAGUGGGUAAUGGUGCUUCAAAUGGUGAUAUUGACUACUUUGGUAAACAGUUUGACCAGAUUUCUAACAGAACUGGCAAACGAGAAGCACUAACAAGCCAGUGGCCACUUCAGAGUAAGUCACCUGCAGCAAGAGCUCCAAAUGGAGUACCUGAGAGAGAACAGAAUGGCUUUCUUAAAGCCCCGUCCAACCUGUUUGUGGAAGGUCCUUCUAAAGGAGUAUCUCUGCAGAAUGGAGUAAAGCUGGAUUCUGAAAGCAAUAUCCAGCUCAUGUCACAUGAGUCUAUAACAAUUAGCCCACCGCCACAAAGUACCAAGCCAGGAAGAGGAAGGAGGUCUGUCAAGACUGCAUCGAAUGACUUAUUUAGCUCAGACUUCUUUGUGCCAACUACAGAGAGCCUUAGCUUGACCUCAGUGGCACAAACAGGACCUGUGCCACUGGACCUCUUCAAAACAAGUCCUACUACGGCACCUCCAUUGGCUGGUCUAGGUGGCUUGCCAGUAACUUCAUCACCAUGGAGUGCACAGACACCUGCCUUCACACAGGCUGCAUCAGUCUUUCCUGGGUCUAUGAUACCUGCCCAGCCUACAGGAUUUACUCAACCACUUGCCUUUGGUACUCAAGCAGUGCCAAGUUGGAACCAGCCUGCAUCUUUUGGUCCAGCAGCCCCGCAGCCCUCUGGUCUCUGGGCACAGCCAGCUCAAGUUCCAUCUAGUUCAUGGGCACAGCCAUCCAGUGCUGUAAAUCCCUUCCAGAGUAGUGUGUUCCCACCUUCAACACUACCUGCUCAAAUGCCAUCUGUACUGCCCUCUAUGUCAACAACAACCAGCCCACCUCAGCCACCACCUAGAACUGCACCUCAGAAGGAGCUAUCCAAGAAAGAGAGUGAUGCUUUUAUUGCUCUGGAUCCACUUGGUGAUAAAGAGAUGAAGGAUGUCAAGGAAAUGUUCAAAGACUUCCAGCUGACAAAGCCACCUGCAGUACCAGCAAGGAGAGGAGAGCAACAAAACCUUUCAGAACCACCAAAGCCUGUUCCUCGACAAAGUGUGCUGCCAGCUGAUGGUCUGUUUGAAAGUCAAGCUAAAACAGACUUUUUCAGUGCCUCAUCUAAGGAAUCUCAGAAACCACCUUCUGGUCCUUUUGGUGAUCCUUUUGGCAACCCAUUUGCAUAG